AUGACUUCAGCCGACGUACAAACCAGCAAAUCUACAGUUCUUGAUGACUGGGACAUAAAUAAUAGUGCGAUAGUGAACAGCGACAAUCCGCAGGAGAUUUACAAAGAAUACGCCUAUCUACGCAGGCAGUGUCCAGUCGCUCACGUGGACAAGCACAACGGAUAUUGGAUUCUGACCAAAUACGAGGAUGUGAAAGAAGUAGCCUCCAACAACGAGAAGUACAUCUCAUACGAGUGCGCCAUCGUCCCUGCCGACCCACGUGGUAUUCGUCGUCCGCCACUCAAAUUCGAUGGUGAGCAGCACAAGCCCUACCGCCGGGCGGUGGAUCGAACGAUGAAGCCUGCACGAAUCAAGCGCUUGGAGCCAAUCAUCCGUGAGCAUUGCGAGCGCGAAUUGCAAGUAUUGAUCGAUCGUGGGCACGGUGACAUUUACGAGGAUUUCGCUGCUAAAUGGACGAGUUGGGUUGAGAAAGAGUGGCUAAAUUUGGACGAUGCAGAUAGCGCGAUUCUGGUCGAGAGCUUUAGCCCCUUCGUCACCGCGUGGAGAAUGGGCAACCAGUGGGAUGUAGUGAAGAAGUGGAGUGACGCCUGGUAUGGUAUUGCCAAAAGAGUCGUAGCGAGCAGGAAGGAGCACCCGCUGGAUCCAGAAGUUGACCCUGCCUCGAGCUUACUCUUGGAGACAGACAGAAACGGUAAUCCACUAGAGGAAGAACAUAUCAUUGGUUGCAUCCGACAAAUCGUGAUCAUCGCCAUGGUCGCACCCACGAUUGUUGUUACUGCCAUCGCGAAACAUCUCAGCGAGGACCGCGAACUACAAACCAAACUGCGAAAUGAUCGCUCGCUUCUCCCUGCUGCCAUUGAGGAAUUCAUUCGCCUUUAUGUGCCUUAUCGGGGCUUCUCGCGCACUGCAGUCAAGCCGGAGACCCUACACGACACCACCAUUCCACCUAAAGAGCCCAUCACUGUCGUAUACUCCGCAGCGAACCGUGAUCCCGAGCAUUUUCCCGAUCCAGACAGGUUUAUCUUGAAUCGCGAGAACAUCAACACUCACCUGGGUUUUGGAAAAGGAAUACAUCGCUGUGCCGGGGUGGGGUUGGCGCGCAUGAUGAUGAGAAUCUUCCUGGACACGAUACUGGAUCGGUGCGACUAUUGGGAAGUCGAUGGGGAGGUCGUGUAUGCGAGAUUGCCGGAGGUUGGGCCAACAAGUUGCCCGCUCAAGUUCCACAGAGCCAGAACAUGACAAUAUCGGCCAUAGUUGCUUUGUGUCAACUAAUGGCAGUCUAGAAAGCGUAUGCAAUUGCCAAAGAAUCAAGAUCGUCCCUCCAUGAUCGUAAGUACCCGAUGACCGGAUAGUGCUGUUUCUUCCUCCUGUUGGGCGGCUCUUUCAACAUUGUCUAAGUUGGCGGUGUUGGUAACAAGCUGCCAAAGCCUUUCUCUGAUUAAAUAGCA
This is a messenger RNA of Paraphaeosphaeria sporulosa, 1448 nucleotides long. RefSeq names its product putative cytochrome P450. Bases 1 to 1239 code for a protein of 412 amino acids. Gene Ontology annotation, molecular function: oxidoreductase activity, acting on paired donors, with incorporation or reduction of molecular oxygen; monooxygenase activity; iron ion binding. NCBI's taxonomy places the organism in Eukaryota, Fungi, Ascomycota, Dothideomycetes, Pleosporales, Didymosphaeriaceae. The record is from RefSeq and is a predicted model, not a curated record. The transcript is spliced from 3 exons.